Molecule: messenger RNA, 504 nt
Organism: Oryzias latipes (Japanese medaka)
Lineage: Eukaryota; Metazoa; Chordata; Actinopteri; Beloniformes; Adrianichthyidae
Gene: phf5a
Product: PHD finger protein 5A
Biological process (GO): mRNA splicing, via spliceosome
Source: RefSeq, a predicted model, not a curated record
UUUAGCUGCUUUUAGCUUCCACCGACACGCAAGAAGAAGAGUCAGCGGAGCGUUGGGUUGUCGUUAGCUAACAUGGCUAAACAUCACCCAGAUCUGAUCUUUUGUAGAAAACAAGCGGGAGUUGCUAUCGGGAGACUUUGCGAAAAAUGCGAUGGGAAGUGCGUCAUCUGUGAUUCGUACGUGAGGCCGUGCACGCUGGUGCGCAUUUGUGACGAGUGUAACUACGGGUCCUAUCAGGGGCGCUGCGUGAUCUGCGGAGGCCCCGGAGUGUCUGAUGCGUACUACUGCAAAGAGUGCACCAUUCAGGAGAAAGAUCGGGACGGAUGUCCGAAAAUCGUGAACCUGGGCAGCUCCAAAACAGACCUGUUCUACGAGAGGAAGAAGUAUGGCUUCAAGAAGAGGUGAAGAAGAAACCCCCCCGGCGUCUGUUAGGCUUUCCUUCUCGUUUCCAAACUUCCAAGAAAACUGUUUUGGUUUGUGAAUAAAACUCACUUUUGUACUCCA